Molecule: messenger RNA, 1725 nt
Organism: Anopheles marshallii
Lineage: Eukaryota; Metazoa; Arthropoda; Insecta; Diptera; Culicidae
Product: probable glutamate receptor
Exons: 5
Coding region: 1-1725 (574 amino acids)
Cellular component (GO): membrane
Molecular function (GO): ligand-gated monoatomic ion channel activity
Source: RefSeq, a predicted model, not a curated record
AUGAUAGUGCAGUUGUCCUCUAAUGAAUCAAACGUGCUUUUGGAUGCAAUUGAAAAUGGAUGUCAGACCUUCAUUCUGGCACAGUCGACUGCCAUGGCAUUUUUGGAUCGGUUCCACUACGUCCACGAUCGUGCAACGGUACGAUACUUCCAGAAGCGAAUCAUUUUCAUACAAGAUGAAGCUGCGGCCAUUGGACGUACCUUCUUGGAGCACAGUGCAGUGCGUGACGUGAUGGAUUUGUUGCUGGUACGCCCUCGGCCCGAUCACAACCGUGUGGAUCUGUUGACGAAAGCGUUCGAAACGGACGAUUGGAUGGUUUUGGAUAGCUACAGCACAUCCACACCAGCACCGUUAAGCGCGAAUCUAUUCCCCAACAGGCGCACUGAUCUACGGGGCCGUUACGUACGACUCGCAAUCUUCAACUACGAACCGUACACGCUGUGGAACGCUGUGGAGAAUUCGGAUGAUGCUAACGCAUUCUACCAACACGAUCGCUCACUGGCGAUCGAUGGCACAGAGUCCCGGCUGUUCAUUGAGUUCUGUGCCAAACUGAACUGUAGUCUUGAGAUUUCGCUGGACGAAGCAGGCGAAUGGGGACAGAUCUUUGAUAACAGGACGGGCGAUGGAAUCAUUGGAGCGGUGGUGGAACGACGCGCUGAUAUCGGAGUCGGAGCGCUCUAUUCGUGGUACCACGAGUUUUUGUUUCUUUCACUUUCGAAACCAAUCUCACGCACCGGUGUCACCUGCAUCGUGCCGAAACCAUUGCCGCUGUCCUCUUGGAUGGUUGGUAUACUGCCGUUCUCGACGUAUCUGUGGCUAGCAGUGCUCACAACCAUUCUUGUAUCCACCGUUUUUGAAGUUCUGAUCAGCUUUGUAACGCAAAAGUUUAAAGCCAGUGAGUCGAACCGCGUGGAUGUGUGUGAAUCCAUGAUGGGAGUUAUAUCUAUCUUCAUACUCCAGGCCGUCCUGCUGCGUACCAUCCGAAAUCCUUACAGCUCACAGAUGAUUUUGAUCGGAUCGCUGCUUAUCGUGGGCUUGAUGAUAGGGAACGCGUACAGCGGCGGACUGGCCAGUGUAAUGACGGUGCCACGCUACGAAAAAUCGAUCGACACCGUGCAGGAUCUCGCCGAUCGUAAUCUACGCUGGGGUUCGACACACGACGCCUGGAUCUUCUCCAUUCAACUCGCAACGCAGCCGACGAUUGUGAAGUUGUUGAAUAAUUUCGUCACCAGCCCGAAAGAUGUGUUGCACGAGAAGGCAAAACAUCGGAACCUGGCGUACAGCAUCGAACGGUUACCGUAUGGACACUAUGCCAUUGGCGACUACAUUACGGACGACGUGUCCAACAGCUACGAAAUCAUGCUCGAGGACAUUUACUGGGAGAACUGUGUGGCUAUGGCCACCAAAACCUGGCCACUCAUGAACGAACUCGACGAGCUAACGCUGGUCAUUUUCCAGAGCGGAAUUCAGCGCUACUGGGAGUUGAAGGUGGUGACAAAGUUCGCCGAUAAUAAGGUCCAGCACGCCAUCUCUACCUCGCGUCAUUUCGACAAUCCGGGCCCUAUUCCGCUGCAACCAUCGCACCUGCUCGGAGCGUUCUUUCUACUAGCCAUCGGGCUCGGUUUGGGGUUGGUGUGUUUUCUGCUAGAGCUACUGUGGCACAGAUUAUCUACCACGAAGCGGGCGAUGAACCAGCACGGCGCGGUGGAUCACUGGGUAGGAUGA